GGUCCGCGCGGGGACGUGGCGCGGCCAUGUUGUCUCCCCGGCGGAAGGAGGCCGGUGGUAGCUCUUCGCCCGGCCCCGAGCAGAGCCAGCGCUCCACUACGGCCCGCGAGCCGAGCGGCAGCUCCGCCAUGGAGGAGAGCAGCGGAUUCCGGCUGUCGGCCGAGUGCCUGGACGAGCCGCCCAACAGCCGCGUUUUCGUGGUGCUGGGCAAGGACGCGGGCGAGGCGCUGAUUCGGGAGCGCUUCGCCCCGUUCGGGGACAUCCAGAACAUCUGGCUGCUGCGCGACAAGCGCACCAACGAGUCCCGAGGCAUCGCCUUCAUCAAGUUCGCUCGCAGCUCGCAAGCCUGCCGGGCCAUGGAGGAGAUGCACGGCCGCAGCCUGGUCCCGGACACCAAGCCUAUCAAGGUAUUUAUUGCACAGUCAAGAGCUUCUGGGAGCCACCGAGAUGUUGAAGAUGAGGAGCUUACCCGAAUCUUUGUUAUGAUACCAAAGACCUAUACAGAGGAAGACCUGCGAGAGAAGUUUAAGAUGUAUGGAGACAUUGAAUAUUGCAGCAUUAUUAAAAACAAGACUACUGGAGAAAGCAAAGGUUUGGGCUAUGUGAGGUACUUAAAACCAUCGCAAGCUGCCCGAGCAAUUGAAGAGUGUGAUCGAAGCUACCGGGCCAUUUUGGCUGAACCGAAAAAUAAGUCAUCUGAAUCUUUUGAACAUGAAUAUUAUAGCAAUAACGCAAGGCAAGAACCAAGAGGAAAUGUCUUUCCAUUUUGUGCUCAGCCAGAGUUCUGUAGUUUUGAAAAAAAUGAGACCAGAAUUCAGGAGUCAGUCUCCAAACGUCUGUCAGUGGUAUCACGACUUCCCUUUAUCCAAGAACAGCUGUUUGCCCUUUUUGAUCUAGUCCCAGGACUGGAGUAUUGUGAUGUUCAGCGAGAUCCUCAUACUAAUAACGGGUAUGCUGUGAUUCAGUACAGUACAGCUGCAUCAGCUAUCUAUGCCAAGUAUAAGCUACAUGGGUUUGAGUAUCCUCCUGGAAACAGAUUAACUGUCAUUUUUCUCGAAGAUGGGAAUGAUAGUUCAGACCUCAUCAGGAAAAUGGCAACACAGCUGGUAACAGCACAUAUGACCUCAGUGUUGCGAAAUAAUAAUGCAGUUGUUCAGCCAUAUAGGACACCUCCUCAAGCAUUUGGAGGAGCCUCUGGCUCACCAUUACUUCAGCCCCAAACUGAUGCUAUGCUUCCACCACCCAAAAAAAAAAUGCCACCUGACACUACUGUGAAGGAAAGGCUUUUCGUACUUUUUCAUCCUCAUCCUUUGCCUGUGACUAUCUUGGAGGAUGUUUUCUGUCGUUUUGGAAAUUUAAUAAAAGUUUACCUUGUGGCUGGAAAAAAUGUGGCCUAUGCAAAGUUUGCAGACAGAGCAAGUGCCAGUGAAGCCAUAACUGCGUUACACGGCAAGAUUGUGAAUGGUGUCAGACUUAAAGUAAGGUUGGCAGACUCCCCCACGGAGGAAUCUAACAAACGUCAGAGGACCUACUAAGUAGAACUAAAUAAUGACAUGACCCUCGACUGACUGACUGACUGAAACGUGACUAGACAUGGUUCCUGGGGACAGUGACAUCUUUUUCUUUUCUUUUUUCUCUUUCUUUUACAUUGUUGCUCUGUUGAUAUCGUGCUUUCUGUUUUUAAGAAGUGUAGACAUGCAGUUUUAAAAGAAUCUAGCAAUUUUAAAAUUGUAUACUGAUGGUUGUUCAUGUAGAGUCCUGUUAUCUUGUAUUCCAGAAAUAAAUCUCUUGUGCUAAA
Messenger RNA from Gallus gallus (chicken), 1798 nucleotides. RefSeq names its product RNA binding motif protein 45 (gene RBM45). The record is from RefSeq and is marked provisional. The coding region runs from base 27 to 1535 and encodes 502 amino acids. NCBI's taxonomy places the organism in Eukaryota, Metazoa, Chordata, Aves, Galliformes, Phasianidae. Gene Ontology annotation, molecular function: RNA binding. The transcript is spliced from 10 exons.